Messenger RNA from Medicago truncatula (barrel medic), 1512 nucleotides. RefSeq names its product pathogen-associated molecular patterns-induced protein A70. The transcript has a single exon. Lineage: Eukaryota; Viridiplantae; Streptophyta; Magnoliopsida; Fabales; Fabaceae. The record is from RefSeq and is a predicted model, not a curated record. The coding region runs from base 70 to 642 and encodes 190 amino acids.
UGUUCAUUGACAGUGUUAUAAGUAAGCUUUCAUAUCUCUCACCAAACUACCAACAACCUCAACUACAAGAUGACUGACACCAUAGCAGCAAGUAAUAAUUUCAUAGCUACAUUCAUGUGGUUCACACCCUCUCCUCUUUUCAUCUUUGUUAACCUUGUCAUUGGUACCAUUGCUCUCGUUUCUCGCUUCGCUGCAGUAACUGCACCCAAAACCCAUCAAACACACAAUCUCAGUCACUGCAACCACCACCAUAACGAGCAAACAUUUGUUACACAACCUGAGCCAGAGUCUACUCAGCCCCAACUUGCUCCAAGUCUAAAACCUUCACUGUUACAGCGAGUCUUGUCUUUCAAUCUCAACAAACACGAACCAGCACAAACAGAACCCAAAACCCCACCUAUAGAACUGGUCAAGUCGGAUCCGAUCCACGAUUGUGAUUCUGAUGAUGAGGAGAAUAGCAAACCGAUGAUGAAGAAAUCAGCGAGCGAGAAAGAGUGUUCAAUGGCGAGAAGUGAAUCAACGACGAGUAAAGAAGAAGAUGAAGCGGAUGAUGCAAAAGCUGAUGAUUUUAUAAACAUGUUUAAGAAGCAAUUGAGGUUGCAGAGGCUUAAUUCUUUUAUCCGUUCCAAAAACAGCAUUUGAUCGAUGAUGAUAACACAGACCUACACUUCCCUUUGAAUAGUCUAGAUGAAAAGAAAAUACUCCAUUACAUAAAGAAAAAUUACUUGAAUUCAUGUUGAGUUUGAUUAAAUUAUGACUCUGUAGAGCUUAAACUAAACGACAGCACUCUGGAUUUUGUUCAAAUUCAAUGUGAGUAUAAAUAUGCACUAAACAUCUUUUCUUGUAGGUUUGUGUCUUUUACAAGUAGAGCUGUCAAAACGGGCCGGCCCGAAAGCCCGAAUAAAACGUAGGGCUUGGGCCUAAUAAUUACAGCCCGAAUUUUUCAAGAGCUUUUUAGCCCGGCUCGAAAAAGCCCGGAGUCCGUUCGGGCCACGGGCAGCCCGCAAAAAAAGUUUACUUCUCGUGAAUUUACUGGAGCUGAAGAUGCAGCCUGAUUGGCUGACUCACAGUGAAUUUACUUCUCGUGAAGCUGACUACUAAACUGGAUUCCUCCACAAGUUGCAUAGCCCAAACAAAGCAAGUACUCUUUCUAGGAAACUGACAUAUUCUAUACUAUUAUGCUACUUGAUGUCACCAUGUUCUGCCUCAGUGGUUUAGUUUUUGUGGUACCCCUAAGCCUUUGGAAGUGAAGUAAAACGUCAAAAUACUAACAUGCAAAAGAAAGGGUUCUGUUUCAUCAUAUUGACAAGAACAAUUAGCUAUUAACUUUUCCUAUAGCAUUCUUUAGACUAAUUAACUGUCAUUACUACUACAGAGAUUGUUCUUGGAUAACCAAUUGGAAAGGUUGAACUUCUGAUAGAAGUUGUAAACAUAGUUCAUUACUCAUAUCUUAUACAUCAAAUAUGCUACUGAAUUUAUUUUUAAAGUUACUGGCAACUUAUUCUUUUAAAA